CAGGAAAGUGAAAAAAGCACGAGCUCAGAGAGGCUGGUACCAGGCAUUCAGAAACUUCAAAUUCCAGAUGAAAGUUAUCUUCCAUCCUCCGAGACUGCAAGCACAACAUCAUCUAGUGGAGAGGAUGCAAAAUAUCAGCUUCAAAAAGCCAAGCUGAAUGCUUGUUUAGAACAAUGUAAUGUCGAACCUCUUGUCAGACAUUGGAAAGACUGGAGCAAAGCAAACGAACGUACAGAAGAACGAUAUGUUAGGCGUCCAUCUGAGAUAGUCAAGUCGGUUUUGUCUGUUGUAUACCCCGAAAACUACGUCCACUUGUGGAAGGAGAUAAAAGUAUCCUCUGCAAUGGAUAAGCUGAUGGGUACCGAUUCUUUGCAGCUUUCUUCCCACAGCAGCUACCUUGAAGCCUUCUCUGAGGCAUAUAAGAAUGCAGCCAGUUUGGACACCUGCCGGCAAGUCUUGUCGAUCAUGACUGGGGUGGCGAGUUAUAGAGAUAUCUCAAGGUGCAUACCUGGGCUCACCCAACACAGGUACACCAUUGCCAAUCUUCACCGUCUUCAGCAUGGACGAGCAGCUCCGCUGCCAAUGCCGCAGCUAAAAAUUGACAGGAAGCAGCUAGAUCACUUUCUCGCUUACAUCACCAGCCCUCAUUUAGUGCAGGACCUGCCAUCCGGGGAGAAGACACUCAAACUAUCAUCUGGUCGAGUCUUGCAAGUUCCGAACGUCAUUAGAAUGAUGAUACCUCAGCGUAUUACACAGCAGUACAUACAGUACUGCUCAGAGAUUGGUUUUCAACCAUUUAGUGAGCGGACAAUGUUUCGUAUCUUAUCAGAAUGCGGUGCGUCGGUGCGGAAGUCCCUUCAGGGAUUCGAUUACAUUGCAGCUGAAGGCACAAAGGCAUUUGAUAACCUGUCCGACCUCAUUAAACAGACCUGUAAUUAUGGUGACUCGGAUACAGUAUUACAGGAGAAUCUAAAAGCUGGAAAGUUAUACCUUAAAAGCGACUUCAAGGUAAUAAAUGUUGGUAACUGA
Molecule: messenger RNA, 1029 nt
Organism: Porites lobata
Lineage: Eukaryota; Metazoa; Cnidaria; Anthozoa; Scleractinia; Poritidae
Source: the annotation of a GenBank genome assembly